Messenger RNA from Aureobasidium musti, 720 nucleotides. The record is from the annotation of a GenBank genome assembly. NCBI's taxonomy places the organism in Eukaryota, Fungi, Ascomycota, Dothideomycetes, Dothideales, Saccotheciaceae.
AUGCCUAUGACUUGGGAUGCCGCGGCUGAUGCCAAGUAUGUGCUAAGUUUCCACCUUCAAAACANNGACGUCACCGCCAAAGCCAUAACCCACCGUCUCUCCAAGAUCAAAGCCCAUGCCUCUGCCUUGGACCCUUCCACCCCUUCUUCCUCUCGCAAACGCAACACUCCCACCACAAAACCCAGCUNNCCUCAAAAAUCCUCCACCUCCAAAACCACAGGCAAAGGAAGUAAGACCCUGUCAGCAACCCACACAAUCACAACCCUAAUGCACGACACCGGCUCCGACGACGAAGAAGACUUUUCCGCCACUCCCUCCAAGUCCUCUUUCUCCACUACCACUACUAACCCAGCAAAGAAGAGAAAACUAGGCAAGGCUCCAAAGAUCGAAGAUGCAGAUGAAGCAGGUUUCUUUCCUGGUAUGGGUGGAGACGAAGAAGACAAUGGCGAUGCUAUUGAUUUCAGUGUUGGUUACACCUCCAGAACCACUAACGUCAAGGUCGAGCACGAAGGAAACAACAACGGCGACGAGGGAGGAAUGAUCGAUCUGACCGCAGAGGAGGAUGCAGAUGGCGGUGCUGAGAAAGAGGCAAACGCCGCAAAUGUCAAAGGCAAGGGAAAGCAGGGAGGAGGUAUUGGACCAUACCUCCCUGUCAUCAAGAAGGAAGUCAUCGAGGUUGAGGAUGUGGUCGAGGCUGAUGACGAUGAGAUGGCUAUCUAA